This is a messenger RNA of Nezara viridula (southern green stink bug), 2506 nucleotides long. The record is from the annotation of a GenBank genome assembly. Lineage: Eukaryota; Metazoa; Arthropoda; Insecta; Hemiptera; Pentatomidae.
AAAAACAUGUAGCAAGUUGAAAAUAAUAGUAUGACAACAAUAAUUUUCUAGACAACAAUAAUAAUAGUAUCUUCUUCCUUAUGAGGAAUUUUUUAGGAACACCUGCUAGGUUAAGAAUGGAAAACUGACCAACCGAAUCGUUCACGAUCUAUAUCAGUUGUGUUGAUACGUUUAAAUUGGUUGGUUCUUUAUAUCUAAGAAGUUAACGAUUAUUGUUCAACUAGUUGUUUAUGUUUUGUCGAGUUUUGAUAAGAAAUCGUCUCUAGAAGUGUUUAACAAAUUGACAUUUAUUGAAGUUAUAGAUACAAUUUAAUAAUUUCAACACGUGUCGUUUUUAGACUGUUACCAUGAUUUCUAACAAAUUCAAAAGGAAGAAAUACAAUUUAUUAAAUUUAGCCGAAGUUCCGGAAAAGCGAAAAAAAAUCAGAAAGAAAAGUGUUAAAACCGAAAAUCAGAAGCAACAGGUGGUGAAAAAUCUGGGAGACAAUAAUGAAAAAGAUGAAGAAAUUUCACCAGGAGAUGAAUUUGAGACCAAUGCUGAUGAAAGCAAGGAGGAUGAUCCAUUUCUUCUUCACCUUAAAUAUGAAAUCAGCCCUCAAAUUCAUGCAGUUCUGUCCGGGAAAUCUCCAAAAUUCACGAAAGAAAUCAUUAACUGGCCAUCUUUAGGGAGACUACUUUAUUUAAAGCCUGAUGUUAACUUGGAUGGUGAACAGUCAUCAUCAAAAAUCGUUUUGAAUGAAAAGCAAGUAUUCGCCUCUGCGAGAAAAUUUCCUGAUGUUCCUAAAAGUUCAGACCUUAACAACCUGCAUAUCAAAUCUCAAAUUGUCUCUAACAUCGAAGAAAAACUUAAGAAAUCAGAAAACGGAAGCCUUACCCCUUUGCAGGACGAAUUGUUAUCCUUAAUUUGUAAUUAUUAUAGUGUGUAUUAUCCUGAGGUUAAUCAAUCGAACAUUGAACAGGUUCGUCUAGCAUAUUCCAUCCAUGCAAUCAAUCAUAUUGUCAAAACACGAUUAAAAAUUUUGCAUCACAAUGCAAAACUGCAAAAUCGUCUCGAUGUUCCAGAAGAGUUUAGAGACCAGGGUCUUGUUAGACCUAAAGUUUUAAUAUUGGCUCCUUUCAAAUCGAUAGCAUACAGUAUAAUUUUGUCCUUCAUUUCGAUCCUCCUCGGCAAUGGUGGCAAUAUCAUGAAUAAGAAGAGGUUUAUAGAAGAAUAUUCUGGAGAUACAUUAAUUAUGCCAGAGAAAAAUCCUAAACCUCUUGAUUAUCAGCAACUCUUCUCUGGUAACACCGAUGACAAUUUUAAAAUGGGUUUGACUGUUACAAAAAAAUGUUUAAAGCUCUAUGCAGAUUUUUAUGCCAGCGAUAUUAUCGUAGCUUCUCCUCUCGGGUUAAGAAUGCUUAUUGGUACGGAAGGUGAAGGAAAUAGAGAUUAUGAUUUCUUAGCAUCUAUUGAGAUUCUUAUUAUGGACCAAGCUCAAGUCUUCACGAUGCAGAAUUGGGAACAUGUUUUGCAUAUCAUGGAACAUAUGCAUUUACAGCCUCAAAGAUCACACGAUACUGACCUCUCUCGAGCUAGGACUUGGGCUCUCAACGGCUGGGCUCGCUAUUACAUGCAAUCUCUGAUUUUCUCUGCCAAUCCUCUUCCCGAAAUCACUGGCCUUUUUAACAGUAAAAUGAAUAAUUAUAAUGGAAAGAUCAUCAUUUCCAAUCCUGUCAGUCCUGGGUCCAUAUCACAAGUGAUUGUCCACGCCCCACAGAUGUUUCAUUAUGUAUCCUCUUCAACAGUAACUGAGGCGAUUGAUGACAGGUUUCAGUCAUUUAUUUCCGAUAUAUUACCUCGCUUCAAGGAGUCUAACCAAAAACAUGUUUUAAUAUAUAUUCCAUCAUACUUUGAUUUUGUGCGACUUAGAAACUAUUUUAAAAAACAAGAGUUAUAUUUCGUUCAGAUUUGUGAAUAUACCACGGUGAUUUAUUCUUUGGUUAUUGUAUAUAUUUCUUUUUAGAUCUUAUUUUCUGUUGUUUUAUAAUGAUGUGAUUUAAUUUUUAGGAAAAGAAAAUAGUUCGAGCGAGGAGCAAGUUUUUUCACGGAGAAACACAGUAUCUUCUCUAUACAGAAAGAUUUCAUUUUUUUAGAAGGAUUCAACUCAGAGGCAUACAACAUUUGAUCUUUUAUCAACUCCCAUCUUUUCCAUCAUUUUACAGUGAAAUUUGUAAUUUUUUACAGGAUGUUAAGAAGGAUGGUGCAGCUGACCAUGGACUUAAGAUGUCAAUAGAUGUACUCUACACCAAAUACGAUGUUACCCAGUUAGCAAGUAUUGUUGGUACUGAAAGAGCUACUAGAAUGCUUACUUCUGAAAAACCCGUUCAUAUGUUUAUGACUGAGAACGCAAAAUAGUCAUUAAAAUGUUAUGUUUUUAAUUUUAAUUAUUAAAAUUGUAUAUAGUUAAUAUUGUGCAUAUAUAUUAUAUAAUUUUGUAAAUUAAAUAUAUAUUUUAUUUGAAAACAA